AUGAGCGGACAAGUGAUGGUACAAGGUAAAGGAACUGUACCGUUGACCCAGCUAAAUGUAGGAGAUGAGGUUCUUGCAAUGAACCCGGACGGCAAAUUGGUUUACAGCGAAGUCAUCGCCUUCCUCGACAUAAAGAAUGAUACCAGUGGCCAUUUUUACAGGAUUGAGACUGAAAGUGGUCACAAGGUACACCUGACCGGCAAACACCUUAUCUACUCUUCUGAUACGAACCGGACCUCUUUCGUCCUCGACUCUAUAGAUUCUCGAUUUGAAGCCAUAUACGCAGACCACGCCCAAGUCGGGGAUUUCUUAAUCACCACUCGUGGAAAGUCAGGUGUUCGCGCUUCAGCAAUUCGUUCCGUGAAACUGGUAACCAAACAAGGAAUGGUAGCCCCUCUUACGAAAACUGGGACGAUCGUCGUCGAUGGGGUCGUCGUCUCCUGUUACGCAUUUAUUAAUAGUGAUUACAUCGCGCAUGCGUCUUUCUCCGUCCUGAGAGGAUUGCACGACUUUUACAGUUACCUGCCCUUCGUCAGUUGGCCAGAGACCGCGAUCGCCUCGUACGCGAUCGACGGUAUGCAUUGGUAUGCGAAACUCUUAUUUAAGAUUGCACCCUAUUUUAUGGGCAGGGACUUGUUGUAUAUGAACGACUAA
Messenger RNA from Acanthosepion pharaonis, 654 nucleotides. The record is from the annotation of a GenBank genome assembly. Lineage: Eukaryota; Metazoa; Mollusca; Cephalopoda; Sepiida; Sepiidae.